AUGACCACCUUCCAGAAGGUCACACUUAUUGGCAAAGGCCUAUUCGGUUCUGUCGUCCUUUCUGAACUUGCGAGCGCAGGAUUCGAAGUGACCCUCCUCAGCCGCUCGGAAAAGCCCGAUGAAGUCCUCCCACACGGCGUUCGCCGUGUCGUUGCAGACUACAGCGAUGCAGACAGCUUGGCCAAGGUCUUGAGCGGUCAGGAUGCCGUCGUCUCCACGGUCGCCGCCGAGGCAGCUCUUAGCCAGAAGUUGAUCAUCGACGCUGCAAUUCAGGCCCGUGUCAAACGUUUUAUCCCUUCUGACUUUGGCAGCCUUACGACGAAUCCUGCUGCAAGUCACUUCCCCCACCACGUCAACUUCGUCGAGAUCCAGAAAUACCUGAAGUCCAAAUCGGAUGAGAUUGAGUACACUAUUUUCAGCAUCGGUGCCUUCACCGAAUUUCUCGUCAAUUACGGCGCGGUCUUUGACUGGCCGGGCAAGACAGCUGAGGUCUGGGGAGACGGAACAAGCCCUAUCAGCACUACGAGCCUAGGCGGCGCGGCACGAGCUAUUGUCGGCGCCCUCAAGAACCCGGAACCGACCAAGAACAAGAACCUCUUUAUUCAUGAGCACGUCAUCACACAGGCACAGCUACUGAGCCUCGCAAAGAAGUACUCGCCGGGGGUUGAAUGGACCAUCACCACUGUUGAGGACCCUGAGGCUGAAUUCGACAGGCUUGCAGCUCUUGCCAACAAGCAGCCCGAACUUCCAACCAUCCUUGCCCUUAUCAAAGCCACCCUCGUGAGUGGCAAGUACCAGGCCUGGUACAAGAACGUGGACAACGACCUGGUUGGUGUGCCGGUGCUGACUGAGGAGGAUCUGGAGGCUACAUUCGCCAAGGCAUAUGGCUCCUGA
This is a messenger RNA of Fusarium keratoplasticum, 894 nucleotides long. Its product is annotated as NmrA domain-containing protein. The transcript has 2 exons. Bases 1 to 894 code for a protein of 297 amino acids. NCBI's taxonomy places the organism in Eukaryota, Fungi, Ascomycota, Sordariomycetes, Hypocreales, Nectriaceae. Gene Ontology annotation, molecular function: oxidoreductase activity. The record is from RefSeq and is a predicted model, not a curated record.